CCUACACUUAUAUACGACGUCGUACAGCAAUCUGCUCCCGUCUCGAGCAGGGUGCGUUUUACGACUGGGCGCAGCGAGCGGCCCACACGUCCAGCAAGGUACAUGGCCUUGCGCGUCGCCAUCGUGGGCCGGCCCAACGUGGGCAAGUCGACGCUGUUCAACGCGUUGCGCGACGUCGCGGGCGGCGGCGCGCGCCCGCGGCGCGCGCCCGCGCCGGCCGCGCGCAUCACCUCGCCGGUCGCGCGGACGACGCGCGACGCGGCGACGGCGCCCGCGCGCCUCGGGCCGCUCCGGUUCGAGGUCGUCGACACGGCGGGCGUCGAGCGCGACGGCGUCGACGUCGACGGGCAGCGCGGCGCGCACGCGGGCCUGGCGGCCGCGAUGCGCGCGCGGACCGCGGAGUGCGUCCGUCGCGCCGACGUCGCGCUCCUGCUCCUCGACGGCGCCGUCGGCGCGACGGGCGACGACGACGCCGUCGGCCGCUGGCUGCGGCGCCGCGCGGGCGACGUGCCGCGCGUCGUCGCGUUCAACAAGUGCGAGGACGGCCGCGACGUGUCGGGCGCCGACCGCGAAGUCGCCGCGCGCCACGCCGACGUCGGGCCGCUCCUCGUGUCCGCGACGCACGGCGACGGGCUGCCGGACCUGCUGGACGCGCUGCGGGGCUUCGGCGCGGCCGCAAACAGCGCCCACGACGACGGCGACGCCGCGCCCGCGGUGCGCGUGGCGCUCGUCGGGAGGCCGAACGCGCGCCGCCGCGCGCGUCGUCGUUUUUUUCCGUCGCGCCCGGCGGCGACGCCGUUGACGCGCGGGAUCGCGUCCCGCAGGCGGGCAAGUCGACGUUGCUCAACGCGCUCGCGCGAUCCGCCGCGGCGACGACGGCGCGCGAGGCCGGCGUGACGCGCGACGCCGUCGAGGCCCGCGCGACCGUGCGGGGCCGCGCGGUGACGGUCGUCGACACGGCGGGCGCGGCCGCGCGCGACGCCGCGACUGGCGCGGACGCGCUCGCCCGCGCCGCGGCGCGCGCCGCGGCGUUCGAGGCGGCGCGGUGCGACGUCGCCGCGCUCUGCGUCGCCGCGUCGCCGCGCCCCACGCGCGACGAUCUGCGCCUCGCGAGGCGCCUCGUCGACGCGCGCGUGCCAGUCGUCGUCGUCGCCACGAAGCUCGACCUGGUUCGGGCGACGGCGCGCGACGUCGAGCGCGGCCUGCGCGCGUCGCCGCUGCGGUUCCUCUUCGACGCCGCGGACCCGCCGGUCGUCGCGUGCUCGGCGGUGCAAGCGCCGGCGCGCGCGCGCCGCGCGCUCGCGCUCGCCGUCCAGACGCGCGACGCGCACGUCGAGCGGCGCAUCGCGACGGGCCCGCUCAACGCGUGGCUCGCCGACGUCAAGCGCGGGCCCGGCGGCGAGCGCCUCGCGGCCGUCCGUUACGCGGCGCAGGUCGCGACGGACCCGCCGACGUUCGCGCUCUUCGGCCGGGGCCUCGGCGCCGCGCUCGGUCCCGCGCGCCGCGAUCGCCUCGCGUCCGCGAUCGCGCGCGACCUCGGCUUCCGCGGUGCGCGCGUGGCGGUCGUGCUCCGCGGCGACCCGGUCCGUCGCCUGCGCCGCCAGCCGGCGCGAUCGUAAUUUUGUGCACGUGUUAUCACCUUGCCCAGCCUCGAGGCUGUUCCGUACCACAGCUCCGGUUGCCAGUGGGCAUCCUGACUGAGUCCUGAGUGGGGAGAUGAUGAUAUUGAGCAGUGUAUUUAUUUCAAGUUAUAGAGAAGAACGGCAAAACCUUGUCACUUAUCGUAGCCUACUCGGAGUUUUCCCGCAAGGGCUUCUCCGUUGACCGAAAGGCCUUCGAGGCCGGUGUAUGUAGAGAAUUUGCCCGAGCGCGGCGGCGCGGUAACGAUUCGCACCCGUUCGUGUUGUGGGACGCGAAUAUACGAGUAGCGUGCGACGUGGAGCCGGGCAAUCCUCUCCACCGAGGCGGAGAACCGACCCGCGGGACCAAUCAUAGUAAGGAGGACGUUACGGACUUCCUCGAGGCCAUCGCCAAGGCAGGUGGAAGUAUCGUACACGGCCGGUGCUGCCCGUGGAAUUACACGUUCAACCAGGCUAGGUAUAUAACUUGAACUUGCAAAUCCAGAGAAAGUCCACAUCUCGCCGCUUUGCGCACAGCGGUAGCAGCGGCGGCGGCGGCAAGACCUCUCACUAAAUACCUUACGAAUCGAGGACAGAUGACGCAAAGGUCCACAUCCCGGCCAACUACACGUAGGCGGCUGCCGUGCGAAGUAAAGACAGCUUUCUACUGGCAAUGUAG
Pelagomonas calceolata is the source of this 2298-nucleotide messenger RNA. The record is from the annotation of a GenBank genome assembly. NCBI's taxonomy places the organism in Eukaryota, Pelagophyceae, Pelagomonadales, Pelagomonadaceae.